Messenger RNA from Puntigrus tetrazona (Sumatra barb), 2648 nucleotides. Its product is annotated as ubiquilin-4-like. Gene Ontology annotation, molecular function: polyubiquitin modification-dependent protein binding. NCBI's taxonomy places the organism in Eukaryota, Metazoa, Chordata, Actinopteri, Cypriniformes, Cyprinidae. Gene Ontology annotation, cellular component: cytosol. Gene Ontology annotation, biological process: ubiquitin-dependent protein catabolic process. The record is from RefSeq and is a predicted model, not a curated record.
GUAAAAGAAGAGUAAAGAUGGCGGAGAAUAGCGGCACGGAUCCUGCCGUGGAGACGAACACUGAGGAAAAUGCCGCCGCUAGCGCGACUAUCAUUAAGGUCACCGUCAAAACACCGAAGGAUAAAGAAGAAAUAGCCAUCGCCGAGGAUUCAUCUGUCGCACAGUUUAAAGAGGAAAUCUCCAAAAGAUUUAAGGCGAAGCAGGACCAGUUGGUUCUGAUAUUCGCCGGUAAGAUCCUGAAAGACGGAGAUACGCUUGGCCAGCAUGGCAUUAAAGACGGACUCACGGUUCACCUGGUCAUCAAAACCGCACAAAAGACUUCAGGUGGUGGUAGUUCGCAGACUUCUGCCUCUUCUGGCCCUGGACCAUCGCAGGGCAACACUGCUGGAACCGCUAACUCCAGCCCACCCGGCAACCUGGGCACACCCCAGGGAACUGGGCCAUCCCCAACCCCAACACAGCCACCCAAUAUACUAGCUGGGUUUGGUGACCUGUCAGGCCUGGCUAACCUCGGCAUGGGGUCCGCCAACUUCAUGGAGCUUCAGCAGCAGAUGCAGCGACAGCUCAUGUCCAACCCUGAGAUGCUGUCUCAGAUCAUGGAGAACCCGCUUGUGCAGAGCAUGAUGUCCAACCCUGACCUGAUGAGGCAAAUGAUAGUGGCUAACCCACAGAUGCAGCAACUGAUGGAGCGCAACCCGGAGAUUUCACACAUGCUUAACAACCCAGAACUCAUGAGACAGACAAUGGAGUUGGCACGAAACCCAGCCAUGAUGCAAGAGAUGAUGCGUAACCAGGACAGGGCGCUUAGCAACCUUGAGAGUAUUCCCGGGGGUUACAAUGCUCUUCGGAGGAUGUACACCGAUAUUCAAGAGCCCAUGUUUAGUGCUGCACGUGAACAGUUUGGAAAUAACCCCUUCUCGGCAUUGGGUGGAAAUGCUGAUAACUCCGGAACACCGCCUUCCAGGACAGAAAACCGAGAGCCUCUGCCAAAUCCCUGGGGGCCCCCUGACACCGCUGCCGCCACCACCACUGGGACAGCUACCACCACCAGCUCCACCACAAGCUCAACCACACCCAGUGUGUCCAACCCACUGGGCAUCAGCUCCCCUAGCCUUGGAAACGGUAUGUUCAACAGUCCUGGCAUGCAAAGCUUAAUGCAACAGAUCUCUGAGAACCCUCAGCUUAUGCAGAACAUGCUUUCUGCUCCUUAUAUGCGCACCAUGAUGCAGUCCCUGGCCCAGAAUCCUGAUAUUGCCUCACAGGUGUUGAUGAACAACCCUCUCUUUGCCGGAAAUCCACAGCUGCAAGAGCAAAUGAGACAGCAGUUACCUGUAUUUCUACAGCAGAUGCAGAACCCAGAAGCCCUUUCUGUUAUGACAAAUCCUCGAGCCAUGCGAGCCCUAAUGCAGAUCCAGGAGGGACUGCAAACCCUUCAAACCGAAGCCCCUGGCCUCAUGCCCGGUCUGAUACCUGGUGGCAUGGCUGCUGGUAUCCCUGGUGCCCCACUGCCCACAGGGGUGAACGUGACCCCCGAGAACCCUCCGCCCAAGCCAGGGCCCGCCCCUGUCCCCACCCCAGCCCCAACCCCCGCUGCUGGAACAAACACUGCCCAGCAGCAGCUCAUGCAACAGAUGCUACAGAUGUUUGCUGGAGGGAAUGCAUCGACUCAGACUCCGGAAGUGCGUUUCCAGCAACAGCUGGAGCAGCUGAGUGCCAUGGGCUUCAUCAACAGGGAAGCCAACCUUCAGGCCCUUAUCGCCACCGGGGGCGACAUCAAUGCCGCCAUCGAAAGACUGCUCGGCUCUCAGCCUUCCUAAUUCCAUCAACUGAGAGCGUGCGAAGGGAGACAAGAAGCAAACAUAGUCCUCAUCACAUAAAAUCUGACGAGCCCCAAAUAGACAGGAUUCCAAUUACUCAAUCUUUUUUUUUUUUUUUUUUUUUUUUCUAUUUUUUUUCUAUUUUUUUUUUUUUUUUUUUUUUUUUUUUUUUUUUUUUUUGGCUUCGAUCAGUCAGUCUCUGAAUCAAAAAGAAAUGAGGGUUUCAAAUUUGAAAAAAACCAAACCAACCAGAAUCUCUGUGGAAUGACAUCACACUAACCCCUCAUCACUAGUAAGAUGGGACAAAGCUUACAUUUGCUUGAACCAAGUUUGAGUUACCAUUCCUUACAAUUAGAACACACUCACCUGAGGCACUACUCAGUGGUUAGGGGAAUAAAAUCCAUACGCUUGAAUUCCGAGGCCCAGGGGGAUUCUUGUCUUCUGUGAAAAUGCUUGGUUUCCUUAAUUUCUCUCUUUCUCCUAAUUCAUGCCUGAUCAAACCAGUAUUUAUUGCAGAAACGUAGAGCUUUCCCUUUACUCCCUUUCCGCCCUCUUCAGUUGACGUUGAUUUUGAGCGUUCCUUGACAUUUUGAUGUGUUAAUCGAAAUCUAAUAGACAUGAUCAUGUUGGAGCACUAUAACACCUUGACUCUGAUCGCUUACACUUCAGCUAUUUUAGAAAGGAAUGAGUUUUGGAGAUGAGGUUUGGAAAAGAUAUUCGGUCAUCUCUUUAGUCGUUUGCCUUUGUGAGGAGUGUACAUGAAUUGACAGUAAAGGCUUGUCAUAUGGGUAAGGUUGUAACAAAGCAUCAAUAAAAUAUUUCUCAGCUUAA